Messenger RNA from Rosa rugosa (rugosa rose), 1132 nucleotides. Its product is annotated as MADS-box protein SVP-like. Lineage: Eukaryota; Viridiplantae; Streptophyta; Magnoliopsida; Rosales; Rosaceae. Gene Ontology annotation, biological process: positive regulation of transcription by RNA polymerase II. Gene Ontology annotation, molecular function: DNA-binding transcription factor activity, RNA polymerase II-specific; protein dimerization activity; RNA polymerase II cis-regulatory region sequence-specific DNA binding. Gene Ontology annotation, cellular component: nucleus. The record is from RefSeq and is a predicted model, not a curated record. The coding region runs from base 157 to 858 and encodes 233 amino acids. The transcript has 9 exons.
CUUGCAAUUUUACCAUAAUGGGAAUCCGGCCUUGCCUUUUUACCAUUAAUAGGAAAGAAUAUUUUCCACUCUACAAAACUAGUAGCGCUCUUCCUAACCUCCUUCAACUUCAGGUUCCUCAACGCCCAAGAAAGCAAGCUGCUGGCUAGCUAAGCUAUGUCGAAACCGACGAGGGAGAAGAUAAAGAUCAGGAAGAUCGACAACUUGCCGGCGAGGCAGGUGACGUUUUCGAAGAGGAGAAGAGGGCUUUUGAAGAAAGCUGGAGAGCUUUCGGUUCUCUGUGAUUGUGAGUAUGCUGUCAUCAUCUUCUCUGCUACUGGAAAGCUCUUCGAGUCCUCCAGCUCCAGCACAAAGGAUGUUAUUGCAAGGUACAAAGCGCACAUUGAAAAUGUGGAGAAGUUGGAGUCAUCUCUUGAGCUCCAGCUUGAUCGCAUCAAGUUGAGUAAGGAGCUUGCAGACAAGACCCGCGUGCUAAGGCAGAUGAAUGGUGAGGAUCUGGAAGGGCUGAAUAUGGAUGAGUUGAAGAAAUUGGAGCAGGACAUUGAAGGAGGACUUAGCCGUGUGCUUCACACCAAGGAAGAAAAGAUUAUGAGUGAGAUUAUGGCACUUGAAGCAAAGGGAGCUGAGUUGUUGGAAGCGAACAAUCAUUUAAGGCAGACGAUGGGGAUGAUAUCCAAUGCAAAUGGAAACAAAGCUGGUGUACUCGCCUUGGAGUCGGAUAUCUCAACAGCAGAAGAAGGUUUAUCAUCGGAAUCUGCCACAAAUGCUAGCAGCUGCUGCGCUACUGGUUCUUCCCCAGAUGUUGACUCUGCUGACGACACCUUAUCUCUCAAACUUGGGCUUCCUUACCGUGGCUAAACUGGGGAGAUCCAGAAGGUGGAAGUAUUUUUAGCAUGGCAUUUGUAAUAAAUGAAUGUGGUCGAAGUAUUUUAAGAAGCUUUGCAUGGUAUUUGUAUGUAUGUCUUUGUUACAUGGGUGUAGAAUAUAUUGGAAGACUUGGCUAGUAGUGUGGCUAGUAGUGUGAGUAACUUGCCAAUGCGCUUGGAUGACAAAAUCUUACCCGAGAACUUAUUAUUUGUACAAAUAUGCUCAAUGUUUAUGGUAUGUAAAACUAUGUUUGUACGUUUGAUUA